This is a messenger RNA of Spodoptera frugiperda (fall armyworm), 7709 nucleotides long. Its product is annotated as ephexin-1. The transcript is spliced from 18 exons. Gene Ontology annotation, biological process: activation of GTPase activity. Gene Ontology annotation, molecular function: protein binding; guanyl-nucleotide exchange factor activity. Bases 283 to 5967 code for a protein of 1894 amino acids. The record is from RefSeq and is a predicted model, not a curated record. Lineage: Eukaryota; Metazoa; Arthropoda; Insecta; Lepidoptera; Noctuidae.
UCCGCCAGUUCGCCGUAGACGGUGCGCACGCGCACAAGCGCGACAUUCGUUGACGUUUGACGUUCGAUAUUCAAAUUCUCCCAGUCGAUAGUGCAGUGCUCUCAGUUCUGUGUUUGUGUAUAUCUACUCUUUAUUGAAGUAAUAGAGGGCUAGAUGCUGUUAUGAACAGUUCUGUGCAUAUUUUGUGAAGGAUUUAUGUUAUUGCUUCGCGCGAAUCUGUAAUUGGAUUAGAAACACGCUGAUCAGAUGGCGCAGUAAAGCAACGACUGACAUCCCUCACAAAUGUUAAUCAACCUGAUGGAAGGCGACACGAUAACCACGAACACUCUCAUAUCGUCGAUCAAAAAAUUCAACACCGACGGCAAACAACACGGCACUAUAAAGGCGUUACUGAAGAACUUCAUCCUACCAGAAACAGAGAUGGCUAUUAAGGAAAAUCAAAGUAACAGCAACAAAUGUAUUUACUCAGUACCUGCGAAACCACCUCUGCCUACAUUUACGGAAAGAAUGAAGUCUUUACAAGACGCGAAACAGGCGUUUUUAAAUUCAACUGUUAGUUCUACUACUCCGCCUCUUAAUCAUGAAAGUAGCAAAGAUAAUCACACUGUACACUACGCACAGAUAGCUAUAACCACAGAUAGUGAGGACACUAGGAGCACAGGUGGAGGCAAAAACAUCAAACAUUCAUGCGCCACCAACAACAAAGAAUACAGCAUUCCAAUUCAUGUAUCUCCGAGUGUUAAGAAAUCAGUGGAACAGCAUCAAAGAAAAGUUAGCUUUAAGAUUAAAAAUGCCACGACAUCAUACAAACGACCACCUUUAGCCAAAACAAUGACGAUAACAAGCAGUAAAGUUGCAGAACUCACGAAGAAAUUCAACAACUUACAAACUGAAACACACAACGUGGCCUCGCCUAAACAAUCUAAACUAGUGAAGACCUUAGAAGAAUUGCAAUCAGCGUCACGAUGUUCCGCCAGCAACAGCUCCACACCCUCAUCAACGCUCAGUUCAAGUCCAAAUAUAAAAAUCGUACUACGACAGAGGCGAAAUUCAAAAAAGCGCCACAACAGAAAAAGAUGUUCAAGCAUGGACUCAAUGGAAGAUUUAAUGAUUUCAGAUAGUUCAAAUAAAAUUCGUGUUAUCCGUUCUAAAUCUGAUGGUACCAAAAUGGCAAAAGCUUCAAAGAAGCGCUUAAAGUACCAGGAUUCAAGCGAACAACCGAGUGGAUCUGAUUCUGUUGAUGGUAGUCCAGUCAAAGCUAAAGAAGAUGAAUCAAAGAAAGAUAUCAAACCUGCGCAAAGUAAUGUAGUUAAGAAUGUGAUCAAAAAGUUUGAAUGUGAAAUAACAGCUCAAUCCAAUUCAAAUAAUACACUAAGAAAACAACCUGAUAAAAUUAAGAAUACACUACCAUUAAAAGAAAAACCAAAAGUACCUGAAAAGAAAUCAUCACUAGUAUUAACCAAAAAUCUUGUAGUAAAAGAUGGCAUUCCAAAAAUUAAAACAAUCAAACCUGUAAUAAAUGAGUUAGCAAAACUAGACAGUAAAACAGACCAAAGUGAACGUGAAGUCAGUAAAAAGAAAGAGCCUUUGUAUGAUCGCAAAAGGUAUAAAACAAAUUAUAUCCACUCCGAGAAAUUACCUUUGAAGGUUGUUGAAAUAAUCCCUGAAGAUAUUCACGAAAAUAGUGCAGUUACAGAUACUGUGAGUAAAGAACAGAAAGAAGAUUCAGUUCCAUCUAUAAACGUUCUUGGACCUAAUGAAGAAGAAAAAGCUUAUCAAGAAAUCAAUUCGCCUAUAACACCCAACGAAUCAUUUCUGUGGCGCCGUAAAAGUAGUACACAAAUAUAUUCAGACUCUGAAAAAUCUGAUAACUCAUACAGUUUUGUUAGUGUUUCAACAAAUGGUACAACCAUAACUUGUUCAGAUGAACCACACGAAAUCAUACCAGAAUCUCAAGUUGAAACGAACGAAUCUCAAGUAACUAUCUCAACAAAUGAGCCGAAAUCUGAAACUGACAUGGAUUUUGAAAGUAAUCUCGUUGAAGCCUGCAACAAAGAAAUCAUCAUCGGCUAUACAUCAAAACCAAAACAAGAGGAAGUAGAGGAUUAUUACGAACCUCUAGAACCCAGAGACGAAGAAAAUGUCGUGAUCAUUCCAAUAAAAAAUGUAGAUAGGUCUUCUAAAAUAAAUUGUCCUUUACCGGAAAUUCCUAAGACCGAAAAUGCUAAACAUGAAGAAGAUAAGUGUACCGACAAAGAAAACAUUUACCAAUGUUUACUUGAAAUGAGAUCACAUCCUGAAGGUGAUGAGAGCAGUCUACAUAACUAUGAACUGUGUGAUAACAACCUUGAGGAGAGAACGAGAGGCGAUGGUGACAGUGACGAUGGCUAUGAAUACUGCAAGUCUCCUAUUAAACCAUACUGUGUAACCUCAAGCUCUGGUAUCCAAAUAGCGGAGGGCUACCAACCAAGCAAAAACUAUGCAAUUUCAAAGUCAGUAAGUGGAACAUCAACUGUCAGCUAUGAAAAAAUUGGAUCAGAGAGGAUUUAUGAGAAAAUUCCUGCUCGACCACCGAAGUCAAAGGACAGUAGCCCCACGUACAGUAGUCGCCAUUCCUUUAUUUCCGACUACACGGUGUAUAACGAGAAUGAAAAUAUAUAUGACACGAUAAAACAUGGCGACGCGACCUCGCUGUCACACUGCUAUGAGAGCAUACCCAACAGCCCGAGUAUGGUGAAGCUUAGGAGUAUGAAGAAGCAGGUGCCCUCGAACGUACAGAAGCGUCUCUCGUUUGACACGGUGUCGAACAUCAGCCAGUCGACAAUGUCUAGUGAGCAGAAGACUAACAGCCUGUAUGGCCAGAGGUCGGUGAUCAGCUACAACGGGCAGGAGAUCGCAUUCCAAGUCCCGAGCAGUGAGACCAGUGUCAGUGACAGAAGUGACCGCAGCGACGACUGGGUAGAUGUAUCGGACGAAGAGAAAAAUGAACAAAAAAUCAUUAUCGUACGGGAACGAAGCCGGGGCAGGAAGAGUCCAAUCAGCUGGUCGCAGAAGGUCAGACAUCAGUGGCAGAAAUCACCAAAACCCAGCAGUAACGAAGAAUGUGACAGCAGCGACUCGGGUCACCUGUACGAGUCGCUGGAGCCUGCGCCCACGCAGACACAUACCUCACUCGCCCCCCCUCCCCUACCGAUAGAGGAAGACUUCGACUCCUUCGACAGUGACAGCGAUACCGAUGACCACGAUAAGUCCACGUACGCGCCAACCACGCCGUCUUUGCCGGCAUCCCGACUACCCAACCCGCCCACCGGAGGCGGCCAGUACACCCUGACCAAAAUAGCCAGCGCAGCUCAAAGAAAAAUGAGACAAAUCAAACGAAAUCUUACUAAAAGAUACACCGUUGCGAUGGACGGCAAACCGUUUACUAAGGCCCCGAGCAAUCCCACGAACAUCUACGACACAGCGAAGAAGAAAACCCCUACCCCCAUCUACGCCAACUGCGAGAGACAGGACCCCGUGUACACAAAUAUCAACUUUAAGGACACGCGUCUCGUACAAAAUAAGACUGAAAUUCCCUUGGCGAAGGUAUACGGGUCGUUGAAGGAAGAGUUGAAGACUGUUAUUUCGGAUAAGAGAGCGAGCUAUGGAGAUGUACCUCCUCCGUUGCCGGACAAACCUCCUCCCGAGAAGCCUGUCACUCCCACAGUCCCAACGAAUGAGACUAUUAAGAAGGACAGUGGGACUUUGUCCAGGAAAGCGUACUUUUCCUUCAAGUCCCGGUUCCGGCGCGCCACCUCGCUGGCCGUGGAUAUAAACUCGGAAGUGCCCAGCGCCCUGAAGAUCACCAACUCCACCUUCUACCUGACUGACUCUAUGGAUGGUGACUCCGGAUUCAGCAACUGCAGUGACAACGGGCAGCCGGGUAGCACGGAGACGCUGUCCCCAGAGAGCGGGCCGCGGCGGCGAGACGGUAGGCGCCGCCUGGCGGACUCCAGCCCGUGCCUGUGUCCCGUGCGGCCGGCGCUGCCCCCUCCCCCGCCGCCGCCCACCACCGCGACCCCCGCCACCCCCACCCCGGCCCCCGCGACCCCGCCCAGCCCGCCCGGCGCGCCGUCUCCACCGGCGACCGACUUUAGCGCUGUCAACGAAGAACUGAAGCGGCUGCUGCCGACGCUGUCGCGCAAGGACAAGAGCCCGCGGGCGCGGACCUCGUGGUACGCGGAGUGUGGCGCGGACACCACGCCCAACACCACGCCCGUCACUACGCCUAACACCUCCAACACUUCCUGGUACGCAGAAGCAGGUUUAUACCAAGCAGGCAACAUCUCCUCGUCCUCGGGGGCGUCGUCAGGCUCCCACCCAGCCAGUCCAUUGCCCCACUCGCUGUUCACACACGAGCCGCUCUACCAGUUCUACAACGCUGCUAAAGUCGAGUCUGUGUGUCGCGAGACCGGGGACUCGGACUCGGACGCGUACGAGGCCGGGUCGCAGCGCAGUGCCGCCACCUCCGUGAGCGAGACGCCCGCGCGCCCCUCCGCCAUGGCACUAGUGGCGCCGCGCGGGCCCUCCCGCACCCUCUGGUGUGAGGUACCCGAGGUGCUCAACUCGGCUGUGCUCAGUUCCCUAGCACCAGCACAGAAGCGCCUCCAAGAAGCGAAGUUCGAGCUGCUAACGUCCGAGGCAUCGUACCUGAACUCGUUGAACGUGUUGGAGUCCAACUUCAUAGCACACCCCGCCUUCAGAGACCCGCAGGUGCUGCCCAGACAUGAGUGGGAGACGCUGUUCGCUACUAUAUUGCCGGUCCGCAAGUGCUCGCAGCUGCUGAUGACGGAGCUGGAGAAGUGCUGGCAGGAGAACAUCCUGCUGCAGGGCAUCUGCGACAUCGUGCGCCAGCACGCCGAGCUGCACUUCGCCGUCUACGUCAAGUACUGCGAGAACCAGGCGCUCAUGGUGCGCGCGCUGCAGCGCCUGCAGGCCCGCCCCGCCUUCGGAGCCGCGCUUAAGAAACUGGAGAGCCACCCGAUGUGCCAGUGCCUGUCGCUGCACUCGUUCCUGAUGCUGCCCAUGCAGCGCGUGACGCGGCUGCCCCUGCUCAUGGACGCCGUGCUCAAGCACCUCGACCCGCACGACGCCGAGUACCACGCCUGCGCACAGGCACUCGUCACGCUCAAUAAUUACGUGUCGCAGUGCAACGAGGGCGCGCGCAACACGGAGCGUAUAGAGGAGAUGUACCGCCUGUGCGCGUCCAUCGAGUUCCCCGCGCACAUCCGCGACCCGCCCUGUCUCGGGCCCGCCUGCUCGCGCCGGGACCGCAGACCUGUCCGUUGGCUAGUAAGAUCUGGUGAGGUGACGCAGUUGAUCUGGAAGUCGGACGAGCUGAAGCUGACCUUCGGGAAGAAGUUCCACAAGGUGCCGCUCCAUCUGUUCCUCUUCAACGAUCUCCUCGUCAUCACCAAGAAGAAGGGCGAAGAUCAAUACAUAUGCGUGGACCACUGUCCCCGCUCGCUACUGGAGGUAUGCUCGAGCGAGGUGGGCGCGGCCAAGCACGCACUGCUCAUCACCCUUCUAGAGAACCACGCGGGCCGGACGGUGGAACUACUGACUUCAGUGGGUAGUGAGACGGAGUGGUCCCGCUGGGCCGAGGCGCUGACGCCGCCGGCGGCUGGGGACGGCGAGGCCGUGUACGCCGGCUGGGACUGCCCGCAGGUCUGCGCGCUCUACGCGUAUCAACCCGCGCAGCCUGACGAACUGCCGCUCGCUGAGGGAGAUGUUGUCAAUGUCGCUAGGAAGACUAGUGAAGGUUGGUACUACGGCGAGCGCACCCGCGACGGCGAGGCGGGCUGGUUCCCGGGCGCAUACACGGCGGAGAUCGCCUCCCCGCACGUGCGCGCGCGCAACCUGCGCCAGCGGUACCGACUGCUGGCACUGUCCGGGACAUACCUCGGACACAAGAAGCGGAACCUGUGACACUCCACCACUGCUCACUCAUCCACACUAUAUGACAAAGUAUUCCACUAAACUUACUUAUUGUCAGCCUGUACGGGGUACACCUAUUCUAAUUUGAACUUUAUUGCAAAAGAUAUAAGGUUGAAAUUAUAUUGGACUUGGAUCAAACGUUGCUAAAGACAGAUAUGACUUAAUGUAAAGAAAAAAUGUAUGACAUAUACUAUGCUUUCGUAUGUAUCACGACAAUAUCGUAGCGCUGAAAGACAAAGUAUUAUAAUUUCAAUUUGAAUUUUCAUAAUUUUUCAAUGAAUUUAAUGACUUGUGUGUGUAAUGAAUAUUAUUUUAAUAUAUAAAAUCUAUAUAACAGAAUAAAACCUCUGUUCUAUCGUCUCAUUUGGUGCUAAGCUGCCUUCAUUCCUUUAGCCCUACAAGCAUUUAUUGGGCAGCCGCACUGUCAGAUAAAAAUAAAUCGUAUUGAGUGGAAUUAAAGACUAGAAUGCUAUGUAGGAAUAGCUGGAUAUCAUCACAUUAGAAUCUCACAAUUAAGUUAGGAGAUGGUCUCAAUGUCGUUGUUAUUGGUUAAGUGCUAAUGCGAGUAUUAACGAUUUAUUUUAAUUGGGAUGUUUCUCUCAUAAUAUUUGAAAACCUUCACAAUUUCACUGAGUGAUUUCAUUACACAUUUAAGUUAAGUUUUCCAAUUUUAGGAAAAAAAAUGUGUGAAUUGAUUUAACUAAUGACAUCACAAUAAUGGAAUCUCGAAUGAAAAAUUAUCCUUUUAUUAAAAAAAGUAUAGAAUUUGACUAGUUGGAAACCAUCCCAAUUAUUUUUUAAAGACGUGCUCCGUCCAAUUGCCUUAGUAGGUAGUGUUUAUGGGCUUACAACGGUAGAGUAUGUAUCGUAGUAGGUGUGUAUCGAAACGAUUCUGAAUCAAGGUGCUUACAUGUGAUAGUUCCCAUUGCUAUGAACAAACUAUUCAAACGAUAUCGAAUUACGUAACAUCUUAUUAAGAGCUCUAUUUUAUUGGGAUACUGUGGUCGCCCAACCAACUAUAGUUAGAAGGGUCACCUGGUAUUAACCUGGUUGCGCAACCAAUAUGCAAAAGCAACCAAAAAGUGUUGGUUCAGAUAUCUAUAGACCUUGGUGCCCCAAUGAACUAGGGCCUUAUAUGUUUAUAUGUUUUUCAAUGUAUUUUUCCUUUAACAUUUAAUUAUAAAUCUGAUUAUGAAAUGACGAAUGGAGUUUUAUUAAUAUGUUUAUUAUAUUGUUGGACCGAGAGCUCUGCUUACACUAGUUUAGUAUAGUUAUAGUGAAGUGUACAGUUACGUAUGAGAUUCGCGAAGUUUGUUGUACAGUUUAAUUAAGACAUUUACUGAUUAGGUAAUAAGGUAUAUAUUUGUUUAACGCUUUACUUGCCCGCUGUUUGAAAAAUUGACUAGUCAUAAGCGGAUGAGUUUGUCAUGAAAUUAUCGAGUAUUUUAGUUUACAUUCCUUGGCUAGCACUUAAGGUCUAAAAUACACUGCAGGUGACCUAUAAAAUGUAUAGAAACUAUUUGGAAAAUAGCCUCUAUUGUCAUUUAAAGAUCACCUGCAGGGUAAAUAUUUUCAGCACCAUAUCAUUUAACAAAUAAAUUCAUGUUACGAUGUAUUAUUGUAUUGUACUUAAGUAAAUUAUUGUGUAAAUAGAAUUAGGAAACUAAUGUAACAAAUCAUGGAUGUUAUAUAUUUAUGGUAUGAUUAUAAAUAAAUAAAAUUUAAUUAUGUAA